GAAUCAGACAGGUGGCUGCACAGUAACAAUGAAUAAGGUCAAAAAUGGCAAAUAAAGGAAUGCAGGUACUGUUAACAGUAUAUCAAGUUACAAUUAUUAUACACACUAGCAUUACCACCCCAUUUUUUUGGCUGACUGUUGCAAAUCGAGGAAACACUUUUACUAGAAGUGAUGUCUAAUCUCACAGUCAAAGCUUUGAAGACAGAAACAGGAGUAACAGACUAUCAAUUGAAACAAAAAUGUCAGGAUGAACACUUACGAAAAAUUUCACAACAUGUCGGAAAUCGCCAUGAUUUUGCUGCUAAAUUUGGCUUGCUCCCUGCUCUCAUAGCUGGGAUUCAAAUUGAUCCCUCAUUGUCGUUUGCCCAAAAAACACAGAAAGUGUUAAUGUGGUGGAGAGAUAAUAACGACAAUGCUACUUACUUGAAGUUUGUGCAAGUUUGCCUUGAGCUUGGCAAUGGGAGCGUGGCAAGUAAAAUGUGUGAAAUUUGUAAAGAGGGUGUCAAAGAUCUACCAUUUCCUGAAGCGACAACACUAGGUACCGAAGUCAAAGAGAUUCCACCCGCAAGCACUCUGCCAAAGACAGAGGGGAUGCAGAUGUUUUGCACCACUGAUGAUGAAAAAGUGGAGCAGGUUGACCCAGCUGAUGCCUCCAACAUCCCAACAGAUGCUCAGGGUGGGGUGGCACGAUACCACUUGUUGUGGGAUGUGAAGCAAGUUCCAGAGCUGAAAGUUCAUUUUUUGAACCCUGAAAUUCUCACGAAAGAUAAUUGGACAUGUGGGCAUAGCCAUGAUCAACUGACAGCCAACAAUGUGCUUGACUGGGCCACUGUCUGGAAUAACCGUGCUGACAACUACCCACAGAUUGCUGAUGAGCUAGCAACAAGAGAAACAGCUCAUAUCCGUGUGGAAUUUACCAGUGACAAGAAAGUGAUAUCAUGGUCAAAGGUCGGAAGUGCAGCAUUGAAUACUGGCCGAAACGACCCAACAAUGGUGCUGAACUUACAUGGCAUGGCAAAAGCUGAACAGAGAAGCAUGGUGAUUCAUGAGUUUGGCCAUGUUCUGGGACUGGAUCACGAGCAUCAGCGAUCCGACUUCUGGGAUGUGCUGGAAUCAAAAGAUGAAUAUGAAGAAUAUCGAUUUAUUAUUGGGAGAAGGCGAAUGAAAAGUGGAGAUGGUGGGCAUUGCAAGAGAGCUUGUGAUGCAGUGUUCCGAGGAAAGCUGAAUCUGCCACAUGAAAGUGAAAAGUCUGAUUACGACCCAGCCAGCAUCAUGCACUAUUGGUUUGACAAAAACUGGUUGUUGCCGGAGUAUCGAAAGCGUUCAGACGUGGUCAAUGUUAGGGAUGAGCGAGAGAGGAAGGUGCUGUUGGGAGUUCAUGACCGUGACUACUCCAAUGGGAAUCUGGCAAAACAGCCAUCCAGGCUGGACUAUGAAACAUUGAAUAAGGCCUACAGUAACAAGGCGAAUUCUUGCCGCUCAUGUGCUGGAUCCAGCCAAUGCAAUGGGAACUCUUGUCCGUGCUUCCACGAGGAAAAAUCUUGCACUCCAAAAUGUCACUGCAUACUAGACUCGUGUCGAAAUCCAAAUAAUGGCUUGCAUGAUGGCCAAAAGGUACUCCAAACUGGAGCUGCUGCUGGUCCUCCAACCACUACCCAGUACCUGACAAAGCCUGCAGAUCAAACUGAAGCGACUGCAGCUCAGUUAAGUAAAGAGUGCUCAGAUGACGCUCUUCUCCAGUUGUCUUCCAAGAUUGCCGACUAUGACGGUUUCAAACUCUGGCUGGGCCUCAGUGAGGCUGAAAUUGACGCUAUUGAUCGGACAAUUGCUACUAUUCCAGGGAGAUUUUUUGCUGCUCUGAAGAAAUGGAAAGGUAAAGGCAUUCUUAACUCGAUGGCUACUUACGGUCGAUUAGUGGAAAUUGCUAGGAAGAAAGAUGACGGAUAUGCAUUUCGGAGUAUUCACAAGGCCUGUAUCGAGCAUACAAGCCCCUGAGAGGGUAUCCAAGAAAUGCAGUGGACAUUCUUAUUUAGCUAGCUUUAUUUGCAUUUUCUUCAUUUAAGUAAGUACAGUUGUGCUGAAAGUUUUAUAGUUUCAUGCAGUGAUAUAAUUAUCACCUGUAAGUAUUAGUUAUUGUC
Molecule: messenger RNA, 2138 nt
Organism: Halichondria panicea
Lineage: Eukaryota; Metazoa; Porifera; Demospongiae; Suberitida; Halichondriidae
Exons: 11
Coding region: 172-1995 (607 amino acids)
Molecular function (GO): metalloendopeptidase activity
Source: RefSeq, a predicted model, not a curated record